CACAUUCAGAAUCGGAUGCUUUCCUCAGAAAAUGGUGACCUAGUUGAUGCAGUUGUGCCAUUUAUGGGUGAAUCUAUUACUGAUGGGACUCUGGCGACAUUCUUGAAAAAGCCUGGUGAUAGUGUUCAAGUUGAUGAACCAAUUGCUCAGGUUGAAACGGACAAGGUGACAAUUGAUGUAGUUAGCCCUGAAGCUGGGGUUAUCCAAAAGUUUGUAGUGAAGGAAGGUGAUACUGUUACUCCAGUAACCAAGGUUGCUGUCAUUUCCAAGGGUGAGGCCAGGGUUACACACAUUGCGCCAUCAGAAGAUCAAUCAGGUAAAGACACUUCACAGACACCACCACCGCCACCCAAAAUAGAGAUUGAGGAAAGAGCUCCUAAAGUUGAUACUUCAACCAAGGAAAAGCCUAAAGUACCAUCUGCAGUACUACCCAAAACUUCUGCUUCAGAACCGCAGCUGCCACCCAAGGAGAGGGAACGACGAGUUCCAAUGCCGAGACUAAGGAAACGAGUGGCUACCCGUUUGAAGGAUUCACAGAACACAUUUGCAAUGCUGACUACAUUUAAUGAAGUUGACAUGACCAAUUUGAUGAAACUUCGGUCUGACUCUAAAGAUGCCUUCUUGGAAAAGCAUGGCGUGAAGCUGGGUCUUAUGUCAGGUUUUGUGAAAGCAGCUGCAAUUGGACUUCAGAACCAACCAAUUAUAAAUGCAGUCAUUGAUGGUGAUGAUAUCAUCUAUAGGGACUACAUUGAUAUUAGCAUAGCUGUUGGCACUUCAAAGGGACUUGUGGUGCCAGUUGUUCGCAAUGCUGAUACAAUGGGCUUUGCUGAUGUUGAGAAAGAGAUUAACAAACUUGCUUGUAAGGCUAAUGAUGGAACAAUAUCAAUUGAUGAGAUGGCUGGCGGCACAUUUACAAUUUCGAAUGGUGGAGUUUAUGGGAGUCUAAUGAGUACACCAAUUAUCAACCCUCCCCAAUCGGCAAUCCUCGGCAUGCAUUCCAUUGUAAACCGUCCAAUGGUUGUUGAUGGACUAGUUAUUCCAAGGCCCAUGAUGUAUCUUGCUCUUACUUAUGAUCAUAGACUGAUCGAUGGGAGAGAGGCAGUGUUUUUCCUGCGCCGAAUCAAGGAUGUGGUUGAGGAUCCUCGCAGGCUUCUCCUUGACAUUUAAGCCUGGUAUUUCACCCCCCC
Messenger RNA from Dioscorea cayenensis subsp. rotundata (Guinea yam), 1187 nucleotides. RefSeq names its product dihydrolipoyllysine-residue succinyltransferase component of 2-oxoglutarate dehydrogenase complex 2, mitochondrial-like. Gene Ontology annotation, biological process: tricarboxylic acid cycle. Gene Ontology annotation, molecular function: dihydrolipoyllysine-residue succinyltransferase activity. Gene Ontology annotation, cellular component: oxoglutarate dehydrogenase complex. Lineage: Eukaryota; Viridiplantae; Streptophyta; Magnoliopsida; Dioscoreales; Dioscoreaceae. The record is from RefSeq and is a predicted model, not a curated record. Bases 16 to 1167 code for a protein of 383 amino acids. The transcript has 10 exons.